Cornus florida is the source of this 2297-nucleotide messenger RNA. RefSeq names its product alpha-dioxygenase PIOX-like. Lineage: Eukaryota; Viridiplantae; Streptophyta; Magnoliopsida; Cornales; Cornaceae. The record is from RefSeq and is a predicted model, not a curated record. Gene Ontology annotation, biological process: response to oxidative stress. The coding region runs from base 218 to 2152 and encodes 644 amino acids. The transcript has 10 exons. Gene Ontology annotation, molecular function: oxidoreductase activity, acting on single donors with incorporation of molecular oxygen, incorporation of two atoms of oxygen; peroxidase activity; heme binding.
CUAAAUGGAAACUUGCCUGUCCAGUCUUGGAUUAUUAAAGUCUGGACACGUUUUAAAAAGGUUAUCAUGAGAGACUUGGCACAUUGUUUUGGAUCAUGACCAGUUCAGCUUGGCGUGUGUGUGUGUUUGUGUGUGUAAAUUGUGUAUAUAUAAACAAGUCGGGUCAUUUGUUCAUCAUAUAGUUUUUCGAAUUAAUCAAGAAUUUAAUUAAGAAGACAUGCGUUUGGUUAUGGAGUCCAUUAAAGGCAUCCUCGUUGCACCUCUGCGUCAGUUCAUCCAUAAAGACUUUCAUGAAGUUGUUGCAAGGAUGACUCUCAUUGACAGGCUUCUCUUUCUGAUCCUCCACGCUGUUGAUAAGUUGGGUAUAUGGCCUCGGCUACCUGUGUUCUUGGGACUGAUUUAUCUGGCGAUCCGUCGACAUCUUCAUCAAGAAUACAACUUGUUUAACGUCGGAACAACUCCGGUUGGUGUUCGAUUCAACCCCUCAGAUGUUCCUUUUAGGACAGCUGAUGGGAAAUUCAACGAUCCAUUCAAUGAAGUCGCCGGCAGCCAAGGAAGUUUCUUUGGCAGGAAUGUUCUUCCUGCUGAAGAUGGAACCAGAAAGCUUAUGAAGCCGGAUCCAAUCGUGGUUGCCACAAAGCUUUUGGCACGUAGAAAAUUUGUGGACACAGGAAAGCAAUUCAACAUGAUAGCAGCCUCUUGGAUCCAAUUUAUGAUCCAUGAUUGGAUCGAUCACAUGGAGGAAACUAAGCAGGUUGAGCUUACUGCACCUAGAGAAGUUGCAAAUCAGUGCCCUCUCAAAUCCUUCAGGUUUCAGAAGACAACAGUGGUUCCCACAGGUUUUUAUGAGAUCAAGAGUGGUCACAUAAACAUACGAACACCUUGGUGGGAUGGAAGUGCUAUUUAUGGUAGCAAUGCAGAGAGGUUGAAGAAAGUGAGGACCUUCAAGGAUGGAAAGCUCAAGAUAUCGAAUGUCGAUGGGCUUCUCCUUCAUGACGAAGAUGGGUCUGCUCUGUCUGGAGAUGUUCGUAACAGUUGGGCUGGUGUGUCCACAUUACAGGCCCUCUUUGUCAAGGAACAUAAUGCAGUCUGUGAUGCCCUCAAGAAAGAAUACCAUGAUUUGGAUGAUGAAGAUUUGUACCGUCAUGCAAGACUGGUGACUUCGGCUGUGAUUGCAAAAGUUCACACCAUUGAUUGGACUGUGGAACUUCUCAAAACCGACACAUUACUUGCAGGAAUGCGUGCCAAUUGGUAUGGAUUGUUGGGAAAGAAAUUCAAGGAUACAUUUGGACAUGUUGGUGGAUCCAUUCUAGGAGGGUUCGUGGGCAUGAAGAAGCCAGAGAAUCAUGGGGUUCCAUAUUCAUUAACUGAGGAAUUUGUCAGUGUUUAUAGAAUGCACUCACUCCUACCUGAUAACCUCCUCCUUAGGGACAUCACAAAAGCACCAGGACCCAACAAAUCUCCACCAUUAAUUAAAGAGGUUCCUAUGGUAAAUCUGGUUGGUCAUGUUGGAGAAAAGACCUUAUCAGAAAUUGGAUUCACAAGACAGAUGGUUUCAAUGGGGCACCAAGCAAGUGGGGCCCUUGAACUUUUUAAUUAUCCAGUGUGGAUGAAGGACCUUAUAGCCCAAAAUGUGGACGGCACAAAUAGACCUGACCACGUUGACCUAGCAGCUCUUGAAGUUUAUAGGGACAGGGAGAGGAAAGUUGCUAGAUACAAUGACUUCCGUAGGUCCCUCCUAUUGAUACCUAUAUCUAAGUGGGAAGAUCUAACGGAUGAUGAAGAAGCAAUCAAAACACUUGAUGAAGUGUACGGUGAUGAUGUGGAGGAGCUCGAUCUGCUUGUGGGCCUCAUGGCAGAGAAGAAGAUCACGGGUUUCGCCAUCAGUGAGACAGCUUUUAUUAUAUUCCUUCUUAUGGCAUCAAGGAGACUAGAAGCUGAUAGGUUCUUCACAAGCAAUUUCAAUGAAGAGUCAUAUACAAAGAAAGGACUAGAAUGGGUGAACACCACAGAGAGCCUAAAAGAUGUGAUUGAUCGCAAUUAUCCAGAAAUGACAGAUAGAUGGAUGAACUCGUCCAGUGCCUUCUCUGUUUGGGACUCAGCUCCAAAUUCUCCCAAUCCAAUUCCCCUCUAUUUUCGUGUUGCCCAUUGAACCACAACAUUCACAACUAUUUACGGAGAUGUAACUCUUAAAUAAUUGAACUAUCGUGUUGUAAUCAUAGUAAAUUGCAUUGCUCGAGUGUUUGUAAGAAAAAUACUAUUUGUAAUUGAAUAAAUUAUUUGCAAAUUUGUACGUA